AUGCCCGGCGCGAUCGGCCCGCAGAUCGAAGCCAGAAAGAAGACCGAGCCCAAGUUCGGCAAGGAGCACAGCAAGACGGACUUUGGGAAGAUCACCCCCGGGGCGAUAUACGAGACGAAGUCGACUUUCGGGAAGCAGGACCUGUCGAAGAACAGAUCCUCGAGCUCGUGCUCGUUUGGCAGCGCGUCGAGGUUUCUGAAACCGAGCGGCGAGCGCGCGAAGAGGAACCCGCAGGUCCCGGGGCCCGGGAGCUACCCGGCGCAGACCAGCAUCGGGAAGAUGGUCUCGAGCGAGCGCCAAACCGGAGAGGCGUUCAGCUUCGGCGGCGCCACGAGAGACGCCGCGCAAAAGGUCUUCUUAUCCAAGGCGGCGGCGAAGGUCACCGCGAACAGCGACGGCCCGGGCCCCACGGCGUACGAGCCGCAGCAGAGCAUGGGCCCGCAGCGGUCAUCUAGUAACGUCACCGAGCCGACGGUUUCGUUUCCGACGGCAGGUCGAGGUCGGGACCCCGACCUCGAGCGCGCGAAGAAGCAGCCGGGCGCGGGGCAGUACCGCGUCCCGAACGCGGUCGGCGCGCAGGCGGAGUCGCAGAAGCGCUCGAUGCCGCGGUACGGGUUCGGGAGCACGACGAGGGAGCACCGCGAUAAGGUGUACAUCUCCUCGGAGCACUCCAAGAGCGAGUUCGGGAUGACCUCCCCGGGGCCGGCGGCGAUCGGCCCGAAGGCGUUCGGAGGGACGGGGAAACAGGUGUUGUCGACAAAGAGGACGGGCGCGACGGGGACGUUCGGCAACGCGGCUCGCGCGACGUACGCGACGAACUCGAACCCGGGGCCGGGGGAAUACGCGCGCGUGGGUGUAUUUUACAACACGUCUACGACAGAGCCCACCCGCUGCCCCGACGCGACGCGCGCGGCGUCGUUGGCGUCGAAAAACCGCCGCGCGCGGUCUAGGUUCAUCGCCUUGGACGCGAGCUCGCCUUGGAAGCCCGGAACCGACAACGCGAGGUUCUCCUCGCGCGGCUUCAGGACCAAGUUUUGGGACUCCGGCCGCCACGCGAACGCGCUCGGUCGCGACGACGCCGCCGCGUUCUCGCGCUCGCUCGCGUCGCCGUCGUCGUCGCCUCGAACGAUGGACGCGAGAAAGCUCUCCGCGCUCUUUCGCGCGUCCUCGUCCGCGUGUAAGAAUUUCCGAACGUCCCUUCGCAUCGACGGCGACGCGACGUCCUCCCCCCCCGACUUGCGCGGCUCCUUCGCGCGGAUUUUCUUCCGAACCGCCUCGCGGAACUUCUCCUGACGCUCUCGCGUCCAGUACGCCCGUCGCCCGCGCGGUCGCACGCCGCUCGCCGCGGUGACGAGGCGGUACGGCGGCUGAGGGGGCGCGCUCAUCUCGCGUUUCCCCGCCACCAAAGUCCGUCUCUUUUGUUUUCCCGCGAAGAGGCGCAGAUCUGACUGAUCAGAUCCGCGCGCCUCUCCGCCGACCCCUCCAACGCGCGGCGUCUCGCGGGUGGGCGCGCGGCGCGUGCGACGGUCGCGAGGAGCGCGUGAGCCCCUGGGGCGGAGGUGCGUGCGGGGCGCUGCCCG
Molecule: messenger RNA, 1580 nt
Organism: Micromonas pusilla CCMP1545
Lineage: Eukaryota; Viridiplantae; Chlorophyta; Mamiellophyceae; Mamiellales; Mamiellaceae
Exons: 3
Coding region: 1-1293 (430 amino acids)
Source: RefSeq, a predicted model, not a curated record